Corticium candelabrum is the source of this 1341-nucleotide messenger RNA. RefSeq names its product serine/threonine-protein kinase 35-like. The record is from RefSeq and is a predicted model, not a curated record. Gene Ontology annotation, biological process: peptidyl-serine phosphorylation; regulation of autophagy; protein autophosphorylation. Bases 167 to 1258 code for a protein of 363 amino acids. The transcript has 2 exons. Gene Ontology annotation, cellular component: cytosol; cytoplasm; phagophore assembly site. NCBI's taxonomy places the organism in Eukaryota, Metazoa, Porifera, Homoscleromorpha, Homosclerophorida, Plakinidae. Gene Ontology annotation, molecular function: protein serine/threonine kinase activity; ATP binding.
GAACGUCUGCACUUGCUUUCUUGCACGUUGUUCGUUUAUUGUCAUUCAGACAUAGAAGAAAGAAUGGAAAACGUUUUACAGGAAGUGAUGGUAUGUUGGCGAUUGCGCAAUUCCACGUGACUGAGCACGUGCAAACUAAGUUGCGCAGGCGUAACGGCCGUGAGCCAUGGCUGUUCCUCUAAUCUCAGGCGCCUCACAGUUCGGUCUUCAAAUUGGUACUGAUUCUGCACGUGGUCAUCGCUAUGCUCUCAGGGAAAAACUUGGAAGUGGGUCAUUUGGUGUUGUUUACCUGGCAAGAGACCAAACUCGUAAUAUUGACGUCGCUAUAAAGCUUGUUACCAUUACCAUUCCUGCUCAGCUGCAACCACCGGACGACUCGAGAUCUAUGGCUAUAGCUAGACUGAAUAAAGGUCUGGCUGAUGCAGAAAAGGAGGCAAAUCUACUAGGAAAGUUGCGUCAUCCUUACGUCAUCGGGUACCUCGAUAGCUAUAAGUUUCAGACGGAUGAGCUAGUAGGUGUAGGAAUCGUGAUGGAAUAUUGUCCUGGCGGUAAUCUCAACAGUUACCUGUUGAGAAAUGGCAGACCACGAGAGGAGCUAAGACUUCAAUGGUGCAGAGAGUUGGCUGAAGGGAUGGAGUUUGUACAUUCCCAAGGCGUUAUACAUCGUGAUCUCAAGCCUGACAACAUACUAAUUGAUUCUGAUAAUUGCCUCAAGAUAGCAGACGUUGGCGUGGCAAAAGCUGCGUGGGAUAUGCAGGAGAAUGCCUUAUCAGGUCAAUGUGCAACAGGAAUGCAUUUGAAUCAAUAUUUGUCAUCAGUAGUGGGCACUGCAAUGUAUAUUGCACCUGAAGUUCUCAGUGGUCAUUACACCAAGGCAUGUGAUGUUUUCUCGUUGGGGAUAGUGUUUGUAGCUAUAAUCAAGGCACCAGUCACAGGAAAUAUUCUGGCUCCAUAUGCUGAUUGGCAAGGCUGUCUAAUGUGUUAUGGGCAUUUACUGCAUUCUGAUUUUUUGUCUCAAAGGUGGCCGCCUAGUGCACUUUUACAACUUAGUAUUGCUACCGAUGGAGAGCGUCACUUGAUUGAUCGAAUGCUGAAGUUUUACCCCGACGAUCGGUAUAUUAUGGAGACGGUUCUAUCAACACUGCAGCGCCUUCAAGAUAUUCAACGUAUGGAAGCAUUGCAAGCUCAUAACCAGUACCCACGUGAAGUAGUUCCAGCUAAUCAACCAUAUACUGGUACACAUGAUAAAUUGUGUUAAAUAUAGAAGUUCUGAUCAAGUCUUGUGGUGAUCUAUAGGAUUGUGUACAAUAGAGCAUUAAAACGGUUUCAAACAGGUUUCAA